Pelobates cultripes (western spadefoot toad) is the source of this 38056-nucleotide messenger RNA. The record is from the annotation of a GenBank genome assembly. Lineage: Eukaryota; Metazoa; Chordata; Amphibia; Anura; Pelobatidae.
UCCACCUACAGGAAGCAGCAACACAUUGAACAGUAAUGGAGGAAGGUGCAGAUUGGAAUCAGCUGCUAGAUCUACCCAGCUCUCUGCCACCUUCUGCCCUGCAGUGAGCUCGCAUUGCCCACCCUGGGGCACCCAGUGCUGGCAGGGGCAUGGCCCGGAUCCUGCUGCAGCUACUGAGCUGCUUCUUGCUGCUCCAUAUGGUAAGUGGCUUCACUCAGAGCUUUGUCUGACCUGUGUGUAAUCCCUCCCUGUGCAGCAUGUACCUACCUUCCAUCAUUACACUGUGUACCUACCUGGCCCUCCCUGUACAGCAUGUACCUACCUUCCAUCAUUACAGUGUGUACCUACCUGGCCCUCCUUGUACCUACCUUCCAUCAUUACAGUGUGUACCUACCUGGCCCUCACUGUACAGUAUGUACCUACCUUCCAUCAUUACAGUGUGUACCUACCUGGCCCUCCCUGUGCAGUAUGUACCUACCUUCCAUCAUUACAGUGUGUACCUACCUGGCCCUCCUUGUCCAGUGUGUACCCACCUGGCCCUCCUAGUGUGUACCUACCUGGCCCUCCUUGUCCAGUGUGUACCCACCUGGCCCUCCUUGUCCAGUGUGUACCUACCUGGCGUGCUUGCCAUCUCCCCUUUAGAGUGUCUUCUACUUGUCACUCAUUGUCCGUGGGUAACUGAUUAUAGUAAUUAUAGUGUCUAUCUACCUAUCCCCUCUCUGUACAGUGUGUACCUACCUAUCCCCUCUCUGUACAGUGUGUACCUACCUAUCCCCUCUCUGUACAGUGUGUACCUACCUUUCCCCUCUCUGUACAGUGCUUACUUUAUAAACCUUUCUACAUUUUCUCCUUAGACAUGGUGUAACUACUUUACAUUAAUAUACAUUGUAUACUUACCUAUAUCGUGUGUAUAGAUUUACAUUAUGCACUUUCCAUCCUUCCUGUACAAUUUUCAAUUAUUUUACAGUGUGUACCUACCUAUCCCUCACUGUACAGUGUGUACCUACCUAUCUCUCACUGUACAGUGUCUCCCACUAGCCAUCAUUUUACAGUAUGUACCAGAUUCCUUCUUAUUCUAUACAGUGUGUCCCUACUUACCUGACCUUCUACAUUAUGCUCCAACCUACCUCUUCUUAUAGAAUAUGUACCUGUCCGUCAUCCAUCCCUCUACAGCAGCGGUGCACAAAAGGUAGAUCUCCAGAUGUAGAACUACAACUCUCAUGAUGCUUUGCAUGCCUUUUAGAAUACUUUUAGGAUUACAAAGCAUCAUGGAAGCUGUAGUUUGAAAACAUCUGGUGACCUACAUUCUGUGCACCCCUGCUGUACAUGGUGUACAUCUCUAGCUGUGUGCUUGUCCACGGUUGCACCCAGAUCUGCUGCGGUUUCUGUCUCUGUGUGCAUUUAUUGUUGAACGCACAGGAUUUGGUGAUCAAUAUACAGAAACCAUGUGUUCUCCCCGGUUAUAAAUGGAUAUAUUGGAAGAAGUUACAAUGGUACCCGCUGGGAGUGCAGUGCAGGUUGGUACUGAGUCCCAGAUGGCAUGCGUGGCGCUAGCUUGAUGAUCCAAUCUAUAAAUAAUAAAAUAUGUAACUGAAUAAAUUCUGCUGAAUGCCUUCAUUAGACUGUCCCAGUAUGAAAAGGUUCUCUCACUGCCCUGGGGAAGGAAGUUCUGUUAAUUUAUUUUAGUUCGUUAGGGGCUGGAUGAAGAUAAUGUGCCACUUUUGAGAGUUGGGGACCUACUGACAUUGUUUGAUAAAGCAAUUUUGGGUCCCAACUCGGGGAUGAGGAGUCACUAAAUUAGCUGCUUCUGUUACCAUCUGGAUGCUAUACACAUGGGAUAAAUAUGGAGUAUGCGGAUAUCCCAGUCAAAAACUGUAUUGUGUCUGUAUUACUGAGGCUUUUCAGAAUUAAAAUUAAUAAGAAUAUUCACCCAUAGAACAGAGGCAUUUUGGGUCCAAUUCCUAUUAUUUAGUAACCUGUUCGUGAUUUAAUUACCGUUUGAAAAAAUUAGAUAAUGAGCAAUAACUAAAUACGUGAACUGUCAUAUGGGGAGGGUUUAGCUAUAGAAGUGUGGAGACUGGCAGCUGGAGGGGUGUAGGCGCUGUGGAGACUGGCAGCUUGAGGGGUGUGGGUGCUGUGGAGACUGGCAGCUGUUUGGGCUAGCAGCUGGAGGGGUGCAGGCGCUGUGGAGACUGGCAGCUGGAGGGGUGUAGGCGCUGUGGAAACUGGCAGCUGUUUGGGCUAGCAGCUGGAGGGGUGCGAGCGCUGUGGAGACUGGCAGCUGGAGGGGUGUAGGCGCUGUGGAGACUGGCAGCUGGAAGAUUGCUGGUGCUGUGGAGACUGGCAGCUGGAGUGGUGUGGGCGCUGUGGAAACUGGCAGCUGUUUGGGCUAGCAGCUGGAGGGGUGCGGGCGCUGUGGAGACUGGCAGCUGUUUGGGCUAGCAGCUGGAGGAGUGCGGGUGCUGUGGAGACUGGCAACUGGAGUGGUGUGGGCGCUGUGGAAACUGGCAGCUGUUUGGGCUAGCAGCUGGAGGGGUGUGGGCGCUGUGGAGACUGGCAGCUGGAAGGGUGUGGGCGCUGUGGAGACUGGCAGCUUGUAUGUAAAUUGUAUAUUUGGGAAGGAGAAAUCACACACAAGUCGCUUAUGUAGAGAUUUAUUCAUACUCUGCUUUUUGAAACUCAUUUGUUUGACUCAUCCAUCUUCAUAUGUCUGUACUGUAUAUAAUAUCCCUUGUAUCCAAUGGAAGAUAAGCCAUGUUCCUAAUAUCGGACUAACUUACUAUGUUCUCAUGCUCAAUGUAGUUUGAACCAAUGGUCUUAGAUUCCCGACGUGCUUCCACUCUCCAAUAAAUGUCCAAGUUGGUUUUGUUUUUUUUUUGUCUUGUUGGCUUCUGUACCUUUUGUCAUCUUCUACUUGUCCUCUCCCCACUAGUUAUAUUUAAACCCGUGAACACGAGAUUAAAUUUCACAAUCGUUCAACAGAUACAAUAGAAUGAAAUGUAAGCCAAGAAUUAUGGACAAUAUAAUGACGUCCAACGCAUACUGCACAUGUAGAAACAACAGAGUGAAAUGCAGAGGGAGGAGUAUCAUUGUAUGAGAUUUUAUCUGUAACAUUUUACUUUUAUAAAAAGGUCACUCUAUACACCAAAGGAAGCAAUAAAAAGGUCACUCUAUACACCAAAGGAAGCAAUGCCAAUGUGACACCAUUCAUUUUAGGCGCUUUAAUUCAUUUAUUUUAAGAGAAACAUGAGUACUUUUAGUUUUUAUAGAGAAAUGAUAAUUCCAAUUCUUUUACUUAUUGUCUAUCGCUGCUCUCUGGCUGUUUUUUAUACUGUGAGAUUUAUCUUGUUUGUGUUAAUGUGUGUUAAUUCAUGCUGUCUGAGCCCUAGUAUAUCGCGCAUGGCAUUCUCUCCAAAUAGAUCUGCUAACGGUGAAUUCACACGGAUGGUCAUCGAUCACAAGGCUGGAAAUUACAUCAACGCGAAUCUGAAACGAUCCUUGUGUGUGGCACGGCCUUAUUUAGCUCAUCUUAAAUUUACAUUAAGUUUUACAUUUUUAGUUUCAUUACCUGUUGUUUUGUUUGAAGUAUCACUAUUAUUUCAUGAGAUUUUAUGGUAACUCUCAUACCAGAGAAUAUAUAGAUGUUCUAGGCAAGUAAUCAUGAGAUGUGUUUUCAAUUUUUUGUUUGUUUUUGCAGAUCGAUUUAUUCACAUUGUUUAUAAUGUGUGGUUUUAUUUUACCAAUUGUAAUUUGUUGUUUCUGGUAGGUGAUCAUUUAUUUAAAGUUGCUUUUUUUUUUUUUUUAUGGGGUAAUUACAUAUCUGGCGGUUAUCUGAUGUUUACUUACGUUUGGGUGGGCUAAUGUUAUCUGUGGUUGCCUGGCGGGGAUAAUAAUUAUCCAGUUUAACUUGUUGGCUAAUGGUCUGUGAUCUGCGGUUGCUGUUUAGCAGAUGGUGGAUGACAAUUUAUCCGUUGGGUGGCUUACCUCGUUGGCUUUAGAGGAUAAUGUAGUUGAAAAGAUUGAGGGAGCAGUGAGAUCUGAGAAUGAUCAAUUCAUUGAUUUUCCAAAUAAACUCUGCAGACUUGACCUGAAGGCUAACUUGCUGCCGUUGAUACAUAAACUUGGCACGACGGGUUAUCUAAAGGUUUAAGCUUAUUUACCAAGCUGAGAAUUCUCCUGCAUCAGAUGAUACAUUCUGUGGUUGCAAAAAUAAACUUUAAUUUGAAAUGCUCUGCCCUGGAAAACGCGUUUCACAGACUGUUAUAUAAAUGCAAUCCAUGCACUGUUUUUAUCUAUAAAUGGAGCUGCAGCUUUGCGAUAUGGUUACCGUCCAGCCGCGUUAAGUAGAUGUAAUGAUUGUACCCACUAUCAGUAGUUCUUCUUGCUGGAAGUUAAGAACCUGCUACUUGAUCGGCUGAUAUCAAACCACUUCAAUUAGAGUUUGAAAAACCUUGAACAAUGGUGCCCGUUGUUACUGGUAAAUAACCUGCAAUUCUACCAGCAAGGAGUGAUUAGAUCUGCUCUGAGUUUAAAUAAGCCUACUGUUUAUAUGGCAGGCCUAGGUGUGACCUACACAUUCCCCAUAAAGUCCCUAGCUCUCAGAACAAGUUGUGCUUUUUUGGGGAGAGGGGGGCAUUGCUCUGGGAGACUGUCACCAGUCACAGGUAGAUGUGUCAGCCAUUUAUAGAGUUUUAUGUUGUUUUGCUCUAUUGGUAGUGAGUCUGUCACCAGUUACAGAUGGAUAGAUGUUCUGAGCUGGGAAUGCCAUAUUGAUUGGAAUCUCUCAUCAGUUAUAUGCUCCCUUUGUAGUAGCUUAGUACUUAGCAGGACCAACUGUUUGCCCAUUCUCUGUGUCAACCAUCUAAUUGUUUCGAAGGCGACUACUCCCAAGUUAAUUUGGGACAGUUCGUCCACAUCACAUGCAUUUUAACCUACACCUUGACAAAUAAAUUGUCCAGGAUUUAUCUAGGCAAUCUUAUUUAUUGAAUAGAAGAUUGAUUGAUUUGUCUGGAUGUGAACAAACCGCUCAAAACAAAUGUUUGCCCAAGUCUAUCAUCGGUUGGUUUGUGUGUUUGGUUUUUUUGUUUUUUUUAAAUCAAUAACAAUAUAAGGUACAGAUCCAGAUUGUCUCCCGUUUGCCAUUAAAUGGGCAGCGGUACUUUUUAAACAGCUCUGUCUCUUUCCCGGAGUCUUUACUUAUUGUGCAAGACCCCCAAUAGUGCAGUGACCCCAGCGGGUAUCAGAAGUAAGUUAUACUUCCGUAAAUCUUUUCCCCAUGGGUUCCGCCAUCAUCUUUCUUAAUGCGUUACUUGCCGGGAGAGCAUGUCCGUUCAUAACUCUUGCGCAUGCGUGCGAGUACAACACAGAUUACUGUGGGAGCGUCGAUUAUAUCCUGAAUCGCGAUGAACUGACAAAACUUGACGGCAGAAGUUCCACUUUUUGUCAAGCUUUUUUUUUUUUUUUUUCAACUUUAGACUUUGCCACAAGGCAAAGAAGUCCCUUUUGACUGCAUUGGAAUCUCAAUAAAAUCCCCAAGCAGUCAAUAUGAGCAUUCCAUAAACAUUUUAUCUUUAUGAAAUACUUAUAAUAAAUUUUUGGUUCUAGAACGGAAGGUUACAUUCUACUAUGUAACCGAUCUGGUGACAAUUUAACUGCUUGUAACAAAACAAACAGAUUUUGCAGAGAUCACAAAAUGUCUUGUCUGCAUUUUGGGGGUUUUAUUUCUCCCGGUGAAGAUCGUAUUUCCCAGUAAAAAUAAACCUGGUUCUUAAUAAAUCUGGAAUGAUUGCGUUUGCCCCAGCACCUUAUCUUCAAGACAUUGUUUGUGUAUUUGGCAUGGAGUUAUACUGCAGUGCUAGCCCCAUGUAAUCUAGUAAUAGGCCUGCUGUUUACAAUAUAAUCACAGGGCAGCCUUGUCCCUUUUAUGUACUUACUAAAUGUUGCAGAACAUUAAAGGAGCCAGCAGAAUGUGCUGUAUCUGAUAAUGGCAGUUAAUUUAAUUGUGUUUUAAAUAGAAGUGUCAAUAUUUAGAAUUCUCAGUACUGUGAAUUGUAAACUCAUUUCUCGGCUUAUUGAUUAAAGAGCGGGUUUUGCGAAUAUAUUAUCAUAGUGCCCUAUCGGUCUUUAGCAUCACUGAUAUAUAAAUCAACAGUUUGGGGGGCAGGGGUGCAGUUGGUCCCAGGUGUAAUAGAUCUGCCCUCUCAGUGGGCCACUGCAGGCCCUCUUAUGUUAAAUACAAAUAUGCUGCAUUAUUAACCUUUUACUCUGCUGUACAUGGUUGUGCAAACAAAAUAAUUUGGACCGGUUGGUCUGGAUCAAAUACUUUUAAUCCACACCAAGGACAUUGAUUAGUCUUGGAUUUACCUGUAGGGUCUCAUUCAGUUAAUAAGACUCCACGGAUAAAUUCUGGACAAAUCAAUUUGUUCAGGUGUGGAUUAAAAGAAAUUUGAUCCGGAUGAACCGGUCCUAAUGAAUUUUUGCACAAAGUCUAGUUUUGAUGGCACAAGACCGGUCUCUCUUUUUUUUUUCCUAGUUACAAGGUUUAUUGUUUAACGUGAUUUGCCUUCUCUAGUACUGCUCAUAUUUAUAUAUCUUUUCAGUUUGAAAUGAUUCUAUAUUUUUAAGAUGUUCCCCUGUAAAAGCUCAGAUGGUGGCCUAUUUGUGUGCUGCUGUGUGCUUUCUCCCUGAAGUGACAUAAUGCAAACUGCUUGGAAAUGAAUUGGUUAAAAAAUCUGUGUCAAGUCUUUGAUGCAACAGAUCUGCUGUGCCAGGCAGUGUGGGUUCUGCUGAGUGGCACCAUGCCAGUUAUUGUGCCUCGGUUUAUGCAAUAUUUCAUUACCAUUUUGUCUUUAGUCUUUUUCGUGUCUCAACUAAUCAUACAGCUCACUGUCCGUUAUUACUGCAAUUUAGUCUUUCUGUGACCCAGAUUCUUUUAGGGCUUGGAAUAAUUCAAAUAGUGUUUUUGUAUGUUUUGCCUUGCCACAAGGGGGUGCUGGUUUCACAAUGGGUAAACCGUUAACUUCCACUGGCAUGUGUUGACGGUAACUGCUCUUCAUUCAGUUGUGAGCUUUAAUACAAAGGGCAGAUUUUACAGGAUGGAGUUUAAACAUUAAAUAUAAUUAUCAUGUAAUAUUGUAAGGAAAACUCCAUGUAUAGAAAUCCGAGAAUUAAAACCUGCUCAGAUUUUAAACCUUGCUUUUACCCCUUAAGGACCAAACUUCUGGAAUAAAAAGGAAUCAUGACAUGUCACACGUCAUGUGUCCUUAAGGGGUUAAAAUCUGUUUCUUUUGUUGUAAUCGUGUUUAAUGAUUGAUAAAUUACCUUGUCUCAUGUCUAGUCAUAUAAUAGCUUACUUUAUCUGCAGACUCUGUAUACCAAGCAGGCCGUGUCCCCCCAGCCAUGAUAACUUGUCAUUCUAUGAGUAUGCAGUGCAACAUGGUGGUUGUACGGCUCCUGGGGCUUACCCGUUAACCACCCCCUGCUGUACACUGUACGUAGGUAAUCAUUGCCCUUUCCAGAUUAGUAUCUGGGCUGUUUCUCAACCUGCUAACUCUUCUUAGAAAUAAAGGGAAGCGAGCCAACUCUGGGUCCGGAAAUAUCAGUUUCUGCAAGAUUAAAGUACAAACUGUGUUUUAAAGUGCCAGAAAUGCACAGUUAACCCCUUAAUGACUGAUCCUGACCCCAAACGGUUGUUUUUAUCAUUAUUUACUUGGUGCUGGUCUGUUUAACACCUGUCAGUGUUCCUGUGUGUACACUUCAUUCCCAUCCUGUGCAUGAAUGGAAAGAGUGGCGGGCGUUAAACAGACCUCGGCCUUGUAUUUGGAUGGAGUUGACAGCUCGCAGUGCAGGAUACAGUGGGUAAAUGCUGUGAUAGUAACUAUCAGUGAAUGAGUUAACCCUUCUAAUGCCAGGAGCGCCUGACCUUGAAUUGUUAACUCCUUUAAUGUCUGCUCCUUGCAGACUGUAACGGAGCUCUUGUACCUUGGCUGAGGACCUCUGUUAGAUCCGGGUCCUCACCGCUAACAGGGGACUAUGGAGUACUUCAGACCCAGUCACUGAAGCUGCACUGGGAUCUCUGGGGGACCUUUUUCCUCUGGACAAGACUACAGUGGUUAUAGUUCUUUUUCCUUAGAUUCCUUAACUCAUGUACAACUGCAGUGAUUAUAGUCCUUUCCCCCAAAACGUUAGUUGAGACUGAAUGUAGGGAGUAGAAUAAACACAUUUUAUUGAACACCCAGCACUCUAUAUAUACACAGUACAAAUGUGCAUUCUGAGCCCCCAAAUCCUCUUCACCAACACGGCACCCCCACAAACCAUACAUCUCUAGGUAGCACACUCCCUAGCUCCCCAAUGUCCAACUAGCACCCGGAUUGGAGGUACCCACCCCAUGCGACAGUUCCACCAGGUCGCGGCCAUCCUCUGAUCUGGCACAGAGUCCUGGGACAGGGUCUGUAGAUUGUAAGGAGGAGGGUAGCUAGUGGCACAGGAGCUUCUGUCACACAGAGUAAGCUACAAAUUCUGCAUUAAUGCUUCUAAUCCUAGAUUCCCUUUGUGUCCAUGGACCCAUAACUUUCGAAAACAUAUUGUCGGCACGGAGAAUUCAAUUUAUGGAGACCAAUUCGUAUGUCAUUGCAUCAUGGGUAAUGCUACUUUCCACCAUCUGCGUUGCCAUGGUUUCCCAUCCGUAUGAUAAAAUGUGCCUAAAUGCUGGAUUUUACAAAAUGAAUUAAUAAUACACUUUUUUUUUUUUAUUGUUCCUGCCCUGUGACAAUAAAGUGUUAAUGCUCGCUGUCUGUCUGAACGCAGCGCCCUCGCAGCCUGCAGCGGCUGUUUGGAUCCCUCGGCCCAAGGUAAAUGUUGCAGGUGCAGCGGUUAUUUCUGCCUCGGCUUGUUUACACAGUGUGAUAACUGAGCUACUGUUUCUGGGAAAUAAACCAUAUGUCGCUUUGUGGUUUUCAGGAGAACUUUUGUCACUAUUUGUGGCACAAGAGAAACCCAGACAAUCCGUUAGACUCUGUUUUUAUUUGUUUUGUCCUCACCAAGAGCUUCAAACAAGUCAAGAAAUCCUGUCUGGGUCGCCUCCAGCUGUGCUAAGAAAAACAAACUAUAAAUAUAUCUAUAUAUUAACACUAUUAAACACGAUAUAUUGUAUUUAUUAUACCUGUAGAUAGUAGAAUUGUUAGUGAUUAUGUAGGACUGCUUACGAGCUGCUUUGUAGCCAACCCAUUCAUGCCAAAGAUUCAAAACAAAUACAGAUGAACUCCGUAUGAUGUAUUAUGCCGGGGUGAUAAGGUAGAUCACUCUAAAGCUUUUGGUGAAUUACAGCACCCACCAUGGUUUGUAAGCCUAGAGAUUGGAAAAAUAACAUGGGGCUGUCCCUUUAAGGUUCCAUUCCAACACGGAAUUCCCAAAACAUUAUGUAACCGCAAGACUUUAUAGGGCUGUCUGCUACGUGGGUGGGAUAUUCUAUGCCGUCCGAGGGUCUGUAGGGAACAGAUUGUGGUGCUGACAGAAAUGCCAUUGGUCAUUAUUGGUUGUCUGUUGUAACUCCGGUCAGUCCUCAUCAUAGGCAUCUCGCGCCCUCUCACAAAACCCAGAAUCACACGUUCUCCAUUUUUUAUUUUAUUUUUUAUUUUCUUCCUUAACUUCAAGUGUUCAAUUUGUGGGAUUGUGAACCUAGACAGAACAUGUAAUUAGUCUAACACACAUCAUGCUCUUUCUAUACAUUAAUUAGAUCUGCACUACCACAAUAACAAUAGGUUUGUUUUGAAAGUUUGUUUUGAAAGUGUUAAUUAUCAGUAGCUCUUGUUGGUCUACACCAACACACCUUCUGAUUCUUGCGGAUGUAAUGCAUGACUUUACUUUGUGUCCAUCUCUGCUCCAUUGUAUUAAAAGUAGAACGCUGUCAGAUCUCAAUAUGAAUGUCUUUGCUAAAUCUACGUAAGGUUUGCCGUCAUUCCUAGGGCCCCACUGAUUCCAUUAUCUUUCCAUUCCAGGAUGGCGGGAGCUGCAGUACGGUGUCUCUGCCAGAAACGUUACUCUUUGUGUCCACCUUGGAUGGCAGUCUUCAUGCUGUCAGUAAGAGAACGGGCUCAAUCAAGUGGACAUUAAAAGAAGGUAAUUCAGCCUCUCUCGAUCUCAGGGGUUGAGGACAAGAUGUUGCCCAAACCGUUUGCAAAAUAUCUUUGUAAUUCAAUAAAUGUGGUAGCACUUGUUGCACAGCUUACUAAAGUGCUUCCCUCCUUUUUUUUAUUUCUGAUUUUGUGUACCUACUGAUGGAGCCACAGUGUGGAUGGAUAGUGUGGAGACUCUGUUGAUUAUUGUAUUGUUUAAAAUGUUUGUUGGUACCUAGGUAGCCUGGGCCUCAUGUCUAGUAUAUGGUAUCUCAGGGAUAGGCAACCUUCAGCAGUUCAGAUGUUGUCGACUGUAUCUCCUCUGAUCUUUUCGAGCAUGAUGACUGCAAGAGCAAUAUGGGUGAUGUAGUCCACAAUAUCUUGAAGGCACAAGGUUGCCAACAAUGGCUCUGUUUGGUUCUUUAGCCAGCAGUUAGAUACAGGAUACGUCUGAAUCCCUCUCUCUCUUGAAUGCCCUGCCUGCAUCUCUCUCCUUACCGGCCUUUCUCUGAAUUAGAUAAAUUCUUCUCAUUUUCUGUCUACAACAUUUUAAAGUUUUGCAAACUGAACCUGCAUCAUCUUUCCACAAACCGCAGGAAAGAUUAAAAAAAAUAUGGUUUCCCAUCCUAUGUUCAUAGAUUUAGGGAGGUUUUUGUGUGUUUUUAUUUUUUUUAUUUCCCCCACGGUGGAGGUGAAAUUCAUGGCUGCACCUGCCAGCGAGCUAUUCUGCUGUAUGAGCUGUAGUCAGGUCACUGUAACCCUGACAUUGAUACACUAUUUCUGUCGUGGCUUUUGGCCAUUUCUGAUUUAAUCUCCUGUGAUACAGAGCAAUAUAUCAAUAAAACGACCCCACCUGAAGACAGGUUAGUGGUCACCUAGCUCUGCAAACAAUCAGCAGGUGAAGAUUGAUCCUACCCCCCGUGAGCUCCACAGGGCCAGUCCUUGCUCUCUGUUCCCAGCAGAAGAGAUCUCACACAAUAAGGGGCGUCUUCCCAUGUCUGGGACUUUUAAAUAUUUACAUGUGAAUGGUCUUUAUGUGUGUUUAAUUAGGGAAAUGCUAAUCCCCUGGGCUGAAUUUCAUGCAGUUUGUUGCACUGCAUCCAUCACAGGGUACACUCUGAAGCACAAAUGCUUCAUUCCAGAACAUUGCAUUCAUUAACUCUGCACCCCUAAGCUAUCAUCCUGUUCCAACCACUGCCCAUGAUGUGCAAUCUGUGAUGGAAUCUUCGCAAUGCUUUGCGGGUUUAUAUAGGGUCAGACAUGGCCGCAUUUCUGUGUCCUUGCAGCAAACGGGCUGUGUGCAUGGUGGGCCUGGCUGUGGGUUGAACCGGGGUAAUAGUGGAUGGCUGGGUGUUGUUAAUACGGCUGUGUGCCAGGGUUUUCUGGUGUAUUCUAUAGACAGGCAGCAGGAUUUCUGCUAUCUUGCAUCAUUUCACCUCGUGUGUUCAGUCAAGGCUGAAAGGUAAACAUUCGUUCCCUGCUCUACCAAGCAGACCUGUCCAGUGCCUCUAACCGGGUGCAGAUUAGGACAAAGUGAAAACUCCAGUGUUAUGCAGGGUGAGCAAAUCCGUUUUUCUUAACUAUAUGUGGUCCUGAGUGUGCAAUAAAAUCUGCGCAGUCACGUUCUCACAAUGAUGGCACAUUUUGUUAUCACAGACCUAUCGCUGUAAGCCUGGCUGAGCAUUGUAGGAGUAAACAUAUUUGGGGGUACCUAUGGUUAGUCAUCUUUGUGUUAGAGUGGGUAGUAAAUACAGUUAAAUGGACAAAAUCAAAAAUACAGUUUUAAACUUUACAAUGCUACUUAAAAUCCCAUAUCUCAGAAACAAAUAUGGGGGUUAAGUUUCACCAGUGGCCGUAUGGUGGAACUACGUCACAGCACCCAACAUCGGUGGGUCCCACACCAAUGUUACAAUUUUAGGUUUACGUGCCAAUUUGCAAUACUCAUGUGGUCACCAGAGUGGGUAGUCUCUGCUAGGGAUCUUGGACCCUUUUAGUCUUUGCAGGGUUUGGGCCUUGGUGACUGGAAAGCGAAGUCUGAAUCUGUUAUGGAUUUAUAUAUUGUUUUAGUAAAUGGUGUUCCCUGGGCAAAUCCUCUCUUAUCUCCGACCUGAUAUUUGCUACAAAAAAAAAAUUUUUAGAAUAAUCUUCGUAUUUAAUUUGUCCUCCCACCAGUCACUGUUGAGUGAAUGAACUGCACAUCAGUGAAAUUCUUAAGACCCCCUUUUAAACUUGUCUGUGUUUGGAGAUAUAACCAAAAUGUGCACGAUGUUAUGUUUUAAAUCGUAGGGAAAGGGUGGGGUGGAGAUUAAAGAGCAGGGGAUGUGCCAUUUCCAGAUCAAGUUAUAUUACACCUCCCACAAUAUGCUGUCAUUCAUUGACUUGCAGAGAACUUUGGGAGUUGUAAUUAAAUACCUUUGGAGGGGUGCUAUUCAGCACCCCCUAUCCCUGGGGAUACCUUGCUGCAAAGACUGUGGAGCUCUGAGGGCUAUUCCUGGAUCUCCUAUGAUGCUCAGCCCAUGUUAAAACUGGUUAAGUAUCAUGGAAAAAUAUAGAUCCACAUUUAUCAGGGAGGGGGUGGUGUGGGAGAGGGGGAGAGGAGGGGUUAUUCAUAAGUUGGCUGUCACUGGAACAGAGCGUUCUAGAGCCUGGCACAUUUGGUCAUUAGAACAGAGCAUUCUAGAGCCUGGCACAUUUGCCCACCAAGCUCAGAACAUUACUCUGUGUACAUUACCAUCCUUGCAAUGAGUGAAAUGAGCAGCUGGCAUCAUGUUAGUAAGAUGUGAGUUUUGAACUUGUUCCAAGAUACAUCUGACAUUUAGCUCUCUGUUAAUUACUGUUAAUCAAUUGUUUCUUUCUGCAGAUCCCGUACUUCAAGUUCCGACACACGUUGAAGAGUAAGUUCUUUAGUCCUUUAGCCUGGAGGGUAUUGACACAGGUGGGAGGGAGCCAAGACUCCAAACUGUCUUUCCCUUAUACAAUUGUGCAUCAUCCAUGUAAAUCUACCAGUUCUACAAUGGCAUGAAGACACCCUGGGGGAGAUUUAUACAUCUGCCGAUAACAUAAAAGUAGGGGCAGCAUCCAUAAGUGGAGAUAUCGCUAUUGAAACCAAUGGAAUAUUCUUGCUCAUGUCACAGUGUUACUGACACCUAUCGCUAUACCGACUGUAUUGGCUGGGUUACUCCAUCUGCACCAGAAUAGACUGGUGUACACUAUACACUGGUGUUCAAUCUGCCCUACAGCCAUUAAAAUAAAACAUGCCAACCUGUCAACUGGCAUUGAUAACUAUUCUUUAUUACCAUCACAGGGCAUGCUGGGUAAUGAGCAUGGCCCAGCAAUGCAUACUCUCAAUUCUUUUCAGACAGUAGCAUCAUUUAAGUAAACAGCAUUGAAUUAAUGAGUAAUGGGAUGACCAGGAGCUAUGAUUUAGGAUAUAGACUUUCUAUCCCUUAGUUCUGCCAUCUUGCUGAGAAAUAUCUGGUUUUAUCUUCUUCCAAAGGCAUUUAUCCAACACAUUGUCUUGUAUAUCUCCAGUUUCCAUUAGAAUUUCUGCUAAAAUUCCAAUACAACAUAUAGGUAGUUAUUCAUGAAGAUUCCAUUUAAAUGAAACAUUAUAAAUGAAAGAUCACCCUUAAAGGACCACUAUAGUGCCAGGAAAACAUACUCGUUUUCCUGGCACUAUAGUGCCCUGAGGGUGCCCCCACCCUCAGGGACCCCCUCCCGCCCGGCUCUGGAAGGGGAAAGGGGUAAAAACUUACCUUUUUCCAGCGCUGGGCGGAGAGCUCUCCUCCUCCUCUCCGCCUCCGUUACGCCCCGCCGGCUGAAUGCGCACGCGCGGCAAGAGCUGCGCGCGCAUUCAGCCGGUCUCAUAGGAAAGCAUUUACAAUGCUUUCCUAUGGACGCUGGCGUGCUCUCACUGUGAAAAUCACAGUGAGAAGCACGCAAGCGCCUCUAGUGACUGUCAAUGAGACCUCCACUAGAGGAUUAGGGGGAAGGCUUAACCCAUUCAUAAUUAUAGCAGUUUCUCUGAAACUGCUAUAAUUAUGAAAAAAUGGGUUAACCCUAGAAGGACCUGGCACCCAGACCACUUCAUUAAGCUGAAGUGGUCCUUUAAGACCAACUUCCUGAUGACUAACUGUGGAAAACCACAAACCAAGGAGCUGCCGGAGUGCUAAGGGAGGCUUUUUUUCCCUUCAGAUUUGUUAAAAGGGACUUCAUACCUGCUGAGAGUAUUGUGUCAUUUAAAAAAGGGAAGUAAACAAGGCCAGUGUAUUUUAUUAAAGCAAAAGGGGUCAGAAUUUUAGACAAAGAGUUAAAGUUGUUACUACAUAAUAAUUAGAUUUUUUUUUUUUUUUUAUUCACGAAAUCAGCACUUUUUUGCCUCAGGUUUUUUAUUCAGUUAUCCGUUUAAUAAAAGUUGCAGUUUUUAAAAGAUGUUCAUUGUGAAGUUUUACAUACAUCCCGUAGAUUCUGAGAUGGGGACUUGGGUGGUAUAGUAUCAGGUCAACCUGCAACGUAUGUUGGUAUUAUUGGUAUUUAUAUAGCGCCAACUAAUUCCACAGCGCUUUACAAUAUUAUGAAAGUGGAAAACUUCCAAUAAAUGAGACAAUUACACAGUGACACAGGAACAAUAGGUAGAUGAGGGCCCUGCUCAAACUAACUUCCAGUCUAGAGGAGGAGGGGUACAAAUACACAACAGGGCAGCAAGGGUGACAGCCACCCAACGUUAACCUUUGUACUCCAGUACCACGCCGAACACAUCUGAUCACCAUAAGAAACUUCCUACAUUGGGUUCUGCUCCCAGUGUACAGCCAGUAACCUGUUCUGUGGAAGGCAGCUACUGUCAGUGUGCGCACAGUAACAAAAUCACAACUACAGACUGCAAGGGAAGGGAUAGUAAUACAUAUCUCCCUCUCCUGGCCGCCAUCAUUAUUGCAGUACGCGUUGGAUACAGAUCAAAUCUUGGAGUGACAGUGGGUGGCUGUGUGUCCCACGUACAUGUAUGGGCUCUGUACUUAAGCCCUCUACUUAGAUCUGUUUGUUAGAAGUCUAUGAGAAUUUUGCAAAUCCCAUCAAUCUUGGUCCAGUGGGGGUGUGUGGGGGAAAAGUAAAGAUUUUGGUAUUUGAUAGACCAUUCCCUUUCAAAGAUACUUGUUGUGUUUCUACCAGGAUUGGUUUUACUGAGGAAGCCAACAAUGCAUGUCGCUAACUAAUCCACAUCUAGAAAAUUUAAUAUCUGAUGACUAAACAGAAUCACUUAUUAGAAUGGAAAUUCUGAGAAUUGUACGACUAAAAUCUAACCUUUUAUAAUAUUUUAUACUGAACCUCAGAAAAGUAAGAUCUUUACAUAAUCAUUUAGCCAGCUGGACGAUAUAUAUGUAUAUUGGGUCUUGAGAAAGACCCUGAGGGGUCGAAACGUCAAUAUUCACGCUACUUUUAUUUAUAUAUACAUAUGUGUGUAUAUGUAUGUAUGUUUUGGACACACCUGAUGCUCUAAGGGUUAAUGGGUGAAUUCAUUAAAAUGUAUUAGGGUUCCAUAGUACAUGGAACAGCCAAACCCCAAAACAUUGCCCCAAUGUUUGCUCCAGAUAUUUUUUAACAAGAGAAUAUUUUGUUUAUACGUCUUUGUAAGAUCCUCUUCCUGUGUCAUACUGUACACUGUUUUCAGUUACGUAGUUAUAUCUUGGGUAAAAUUACUUUGUAGUGCAGGGAGAUGUGGAAUUCAGCCCAAAUCACUCCCAUUAAAGCUAUUGAUCUUCUAAUCGUCGGCAGAGGUUAAACUAUGUCUGUCUUUCACAGGCCGGCGUUUCUUCCAGAUCCAAAUGAUGGCAGUUUGUACACCUUGGGCAGUAAAAAUAAUGAAGGCUUAACGGUAAGAUCUGUGUUGGUGAUGACUCCUUGUACAGCGCUGACGAAUUUGUUGGCGCAUUAUAAAUAACAAUCAAAACCUGGAUUGUGUCGUUAUCCACGAACAUUGGUGUCAUUCCUCUAGAUUACAUUAACAUUAGAUGUUUGACCGCUGAUACUGUGGAGAUAUGCUCAAUUUGGCAUCCAUUGAAAGCUUUUCCUGAAUGCCUUCUUAGAAUCGGACAUAUUGCUUCUAUGUAAAUUAUAAUCGUAACUCCUUAUCUAGACUGCAGAGCGAAUUUGGUAACAACAGUAGGGAUUUAAAUUGCACACUGUGAAUAGUAAUGUCUCCCUUUAAAAUCUGACUGCAUAUUUUCUUUUAAUUUUACCUGUUCUAUAUGUAUUUAUUUUUUUCUUAUUAGAAACUACCAUUUACCAUUCCUCAGUUGGUGCAGGCCUCUCCAUGCCGCAGUACGGAUGGUGUCUUGUAUAUGGGUAAGUACUGUACAUACCGUACUGUACUGGUUAGUCAGUAGAUGGCGCUGCAUGAUCAUGGGAUUCGUUAAUGAGGGUGAUGAGUGCAAAGAGCACCCAAAUAAAAUUGAUCAAUUCAACUUAUAACACAGGGAUUAAAUUACUGUAGAAGCAUGUGAAAUUUUUUUUGGUGUGAUAAUUGUAUGGUGCUUUACAUUAAUUGUGAUAAUGGGGAUUAGGGUUAGUAAUGGAAGUGAAAGUGCAUCAAUAUUAGUUCGGGGAAGGGGGCAGGCGGCCAUGCCAGCAGGCUUCAAGUUACUAUGGCUCCCAAGGAAUCUAGCUAUUGUGCAAUAAAUGCUUGCUUUUCCCGGCCAGUAAUAGGCUGGAAGCCCAUGGCACAAGCACUUGGAGUGUCCUGGUGCAGCUGGAGCACCUGAAAUUGGGUGAUUCUGGGUCCCGGAGACAGACUUGGAGACAGAGGCCCUACUGGGAGGGAAGUGAGGCGGACGGCUGCUGCUUUGCUUACUGCCCAGGCCAAUACACAUUGGCAACUUACCUGGCACUGUCCUUGUCCUGUUACCCCCCACACCACCCUUUGGACCAGGGGUGGUUAUCCUGGUCCCCACUGAAGAGGCUGCCACAGUGCCUAUCUGGGGAUGCUACACCUGGGCGUACCAACCCUUCCCUCAAGAUGGCCAUGAGACCGCAUGACGCUAGCACAUGUCCGCGAGAGGGAGAACUACUUGCUAAAUAUAUACCUGUUAAAAUGGUAAAAAAGCUGUUAAAAAGCUUGCAUUCAACAGGUAAUAAAUAUACCUGUUGAAUGCAAGCUUCUGGAAACAGGCGACCCUAAGGCCGCAGGCACUUCUAUCCCAACACCACUGGUGGGUGGAGAACCAGUGCUCUACAUCAGCUCACAACACACCUUCACAGAGGCGCCUUUCCAGGCCAAGAGCUAACUUGGGAAGAACCCCUCACUGCCCACACCCUUGGAGAGCUUAGCAGCAGAGGGGCCAUAGGUCUUCAGUACUGCGGCACCCAAGGACCGUUGCCUUGGACUUACACAGAGUUCAAGACAGUGGAGCAGGCAGAGGUGAUAGCUCCGUUGCAGGCCUGGGGCUGACGCGACGUGAUAUUGGUGCUCCUGCGAUUUAAAAAAUGCAUCAAACUUCGGCAGAUGGAGUCCCUGACAUUACCAAGACAAAUUGUAGCAGUAUGCCAUUACUAUCUGAGAUACUAACCCCAUGCUGUAUGGUAAACUCACCUAGCUCAACUAACCUGUUUUUCUUUAUAAUUUAUUGAUUAGUUUGCAUAUUUUGGUUUACAAAAAUAAAAAAGUGCAAUUAUUUCAUGCCACGGCAAUGUAUUUUCCUGUAAGUUAAUGCAUGGCUUGUCAACGCUGUCGUGGCGCCACAAGCUUGUUUGUUCUUCUUUGCACAAUAAAAAUACAGAAUAAAAAGAUUAGUUCGGAUAGCAUUGUAUGAUGCUUUAUGUUUAGUGUGGUAGUGUGCGUUCCUGGUUAGUGCAGGGAGCUCAGUAGUGCAAUUUAUUGUUGGUACAGGGAGCAUGGUAGCGUGUGUUGAUUAUAGUACCUUUUAUUCAUAGAGCAUACUGUUUGUUUUAUUUUGUAAUUCUUUGUUGUUGUUUUGAAAUCUUCUUGCAGAGUAAAUCUGUUGAUAUGGUUAUAUCUGUUUUAUUUUAUUUUUUAUUUUUUUACACAGUACUCAUCAUAGCCAUUUGUUUUCACUCAUUACAGGGAAGAAACAAGAUGUCUGGUACGUCAUUGAUCUGGUAACUGGGGAGAAACAACAGACUCUGACGUCCUCUUUCGCAGAGAGUCUCUGUCCCUCCACGUCCCUCCUGUAUCUUGGACGGACAGGUAUUUACCCUGAAAAUGCCUAUGCAUCAUCUGUCUUCAGUGUGCGAAUUGUAACUGCCAUAUUGGAUUUAUGAGAAGUAACCUGUAACCAUGAAUCUACUAAUAGCAAGCAUUUAUAGUUAAGAUUGUAGGUCACCUAAUCGAAUACCUCUGUUUUUUUCAGAAUAUACAAUCACCAUGUAUGACACGAAAAACAAAGAGCUGCGUUGGAAUGCCACCUACUACGAUUAUGCUGCCACUCUGCCCGACGAGGGCACGGAAUACAGUAAGUAAUUAUAAUAGAAUGUAUGGUUAAGUCUGUGAUUCAGAAUGUUCAGUACAUGUUUGUUUUGUUGAAAUUUAAUUUUUUAUUUAUUUUACCUCUUCUCCAGAAAUGUCUCACUUUGUGUCCAACGGUGACGGGAUGGUGGUUACAGUGGACAGUGACUCUGGAGAUGUUUUGUGGAUACAGAAUUACGCCUCCCCUGUGGUAGCCUUGUACAUCUGGCAGAGAGAGGGUCUGAGGAAGGUGAUCCAUACAAAUGUUGGUGUUGAAACUCUUCGGUACCUGACAUUUAUGUCUGGGGAAGUAGGACGCAUCACAAAGUGGAAGUAUCCGUUUCCAAAAGAAACCGAGACAAAAAGCAAGUUGAUGUGAGUAUGUUGGCUUAGAUUCAGUCAUUAAUAAGGUCUGACCUUGUUGGAAUGGACUCAGUGGGUUCUGUACUUUGUGCUAAACCAUUUUGAGCCUCGUGGUUCUCUAAAUAUGACCAUAACACAGCAUGAUCCACACUUAACAUCACAACUGAUCUCCUACUUCCGUGAAAUGUAUAUACUAGACUGUGAAGGAUCAACCACAAGUUUAUUGCUCUAUUUACAAACACAUUGUAUUUCUAAUGAUUAUUGCAAUCUAUACUAAUCUGGUAUACUUUAAUUUUUUUUACAAGGCCUACGCUUUAUGUUGGAAAAUACUCUACCAGCCUCUAUGCAUCAUCAUCCUUUGUACAUGAAGGGGUAACUGUUGUGGUAAGUCUGGAUGUUUACAUUUCUUUUCUCCUAGCAGAUAAAUGAAAUGUCCUCACUUACUGAUAAUCAGGCGUACUAAUUUAAAGGAUGGAUGUGGGGUUGCCACUUUUAUUGUUGCACUGGCUUGUGGUUCAUGUUUUGUUUUUUGUAAUUUGUUUAAAUGUGUUGGAUUUCCCGUCUAAUUUUUGUUUGGAGCACAAUUUGUAGUAUGUUUAUAACCCGAUCCCCUCUACAAAUUCUGCAGUCUCUGUUUUCUGACAGUAUUUCCUUCAUGUAAACGUCGUAUGCCAUAUAAAACCUGAUUCUUGCAUUCUUGCAGCCAAGGGGCAGAGCAAUCCCACUUCUCGAUGGGCCGACAACAGAGGGAGUCACCAUUGAAGACCAUGGGGAGUGUGAAUUCACACCUAGCACUGAUCUGAAGUUUUCUGCGGGGAUGAAGGGGAAAGACCAUCUAAAUUACUGGAGGAACCAAUGGUUAUUAAUAGGUAGAGAUACAUGUCUCCACCCAGAGGAAUACAGAGAUCACAUUAAGGCACUCUGCAUACUGCCACCUAGAGGGAGCACAUAUAAAGUGCAGGCAUUUAUACUACUAGGUUGGAUAAUUACGUCUGAUUAUGGAAUAUAUUGUAUUACAGCACAGCUCUAUGCGGAUAUCACUUGCACAUACAGAAACUACAGAGAAAGGGGUCUAAAAAGGCAUAGAACUAAAUAUUAAUCCAGCACCUUUCACAUAGAGGUACAGACAUUCUUACUGGCCCCUGGUGUAAUCCACCAAUUUACCUCCAACCUCUUAAUACAGGAGUGCACAUGGUGUAUUAUUCCGGCCAAUAUAUCUAUCUGCAGUCCUUUUUAUUUAAUUGAGGAGGUUUGUUAGGCAUCCUUUCUAACUUUACCGAGUACCGACUUCUUGUGUGGAAUACCCACUCUUUCUGCUUUAGGACAUAGUCUUAAAUUAGAGGGGCAAAGGUUUAAAAAUAUUUUCAGGAAGUAUUGCCAUCACAUUCUAUGUUUCUAUAGUUUAAACCAGGGGUAGUCAAUCCUUUAAUACCUACUGCCCACUUUUGUAUCUUUGUUGAUGGUAAAAUUAUCUUAACGCCCACCAGUGACACAGUAACUAAUUUUAUAGCGCAAGUGCGGGUUUUUUUUGUUUGUUUUUUUUUUAGAAAGGAGGUUUUAUUUAAAAAAAUAUAUAAUAAUAAUAAUAUUUACUUAAAUGUAUCUAUUUCUUUUUCCUUUUUUUCCCCCCUAUUCUACCUUUUUUGUGUGUGUGUGAAGGGUAUUGUGUGUGUGUGUGUGUGUGUGAAGGGUGUGAGAGGGGGCAGUGUGUGUGUGUGUGUGUGUGUGUGUGAAGGGUGCAGUGUAUGAAGGAGGGCAGUGUGUGUGUGUGUGUGCGUGCGCGCGAGGGCAGAGUGUGAGGGGUGCACUGUGUAUGUGAGGGGUGUGUGUGUAUGAGAAGGGUGCACAGGGUCUAUGCUGUGUGUAGCCCGGUGAAAUAUGAAAAUCUAUCUUAAUGUUGCCCCAUUCUUACCUUUUUACCAGGGACAGGGGACAUAAUGCUGCAAGCCCUGGUUAUCCAGUCGUGGCAUGUUCACUUUAGUCUUCAGCUCCUGCGGCUGCAGGCUAACUCUGCUGUUCUCCUGCGAGCACAGCACUGUAUCAGAGCGUUGCCAUGGUAAUGUGUGGUAACACUCUGACCAGUCUGCUCAUGGGAAACCCUUCCCUCCCUUUGCUGGAAUGAAGUGAUCUUUGAUCUCCUCACCAGCCCGAGAGGGAUAACCACAAGGCUGGCUUUGCAUGGGCCGGCAGGUGAGAUAUCUGCCUUGGUCUAUGGUCAUCGAGGUCCACCGGGCAUUUUCUGCAGAACCCACCACCUAAAAUCCCAAACUGCCCACUAGUGGGCGGUAGGGACCAGGUUGACUACCCAUGGUUUAAACUGUCUCUCAUACAUGCAUUUCUAUUAAUUAGUUUGUGUUCUUCCCAAGGACACCAUGAGAUACCUCUGUCUGCUCCAACGAAGAUCCUGGAUACUUUUCCAGCCACCUUUCCCAGAGGUGAAGACAAUGUUAUUGAAGCCAAUCUGGACAAAUCCCGCUUUAAGGAGGUGUGUGAGGAUGGAUUCACUUGUGGAAAUGUGCCAAAACAAAACAAGAUACUUAAUAUAAAUUGUCGUUGUUCAUCUUCCAAGCACUGUUCGUUUGCAUGUGGUCUGUGCUUUCUUGACUUGGUCAUUUGUUUUUCUUCUACAGGAGGUUAUAGAGUUGGCAGUUGAUCCACCUGAAGAGAUCAGGGAUGUUUCCAAUCCAUUUCUUCCCAAGCCGGAAGCUCCCGUAGACUCCAUGCUUAAAGAUAUGGCUACCAUUAUAUUCAGCACAUUUCUGUUGGCUGGAUGGUUGGCGUUUGUUAUCACCUAUCCAAAGGUAACCCAGUUUCUAUUUGGUUCUUUUAUAAUCGCUGUUUGCCUUUUAUAGAGAUGUGACGGAAACUGUUCAGAACCUCUGAUGUGAUAUGGGCCAACAAAUACUUAUAAAUUUAUUUUAGUUUUUCAAUGUAUUUAUGCCAAGAUUUGGAAAAUUCUAUUAUGAAUAAAAUAAUUGCCAGCCAAUUGCCUCCAAAAUUCUGUCCUCGUUUGGACAAACCUGUUCAUUUCAAUCUUCUAUUACCAAAUAUUACAUUACCUAGCGACUGAAACACUGGCUCUCGUCCCUUUUCUAGACCGUGCAACAGCAGCAGCAGCUCCAGCACCAGCAGUUCCAGAAACAGCUAGAGGAGAAGAUUCAGCUCUUGCAGAUGCAGCACGUCACCUUCCAGACACCAGCCGAGGGGACGUCUGAAGGAGAUUACUUGGAUAUACCUGGCCUCCGUGGUGAAAGCUCAGCCAACAGCACUCCUAAUGUGUCUCCAAGGGCCUCAAACCAUUCAUUACACUCCAACAUGUCCACGUCUGAGAUUGGCAGCAUGGUGUCCACAGAGGUGGAGGAUGAAGGUAAAUCUAGUGUCUGCAUACCAUGCGAUCUUCAGUCUGUCAUGAUGUCUUUGUUUGGAGUCUCCAGCGUAGCUGGUUGCUGAGGACGGAUUGGGGAAUCUGUGGAAGAGUAAUUUGCCUGGAGAAGGGGUGUUUCUGUUGGUUUGUUGUGAAGGUUUGGGGUCUAUAGCACGGGUUGUCCCUUUUGUGGUUCCUUAUUCUAUUCCCCAAGCGCUACCGGCUCAGCCACUGAUUCUGCCAAUCUUAGAUUUCCAACCUCACAAAUGUGGAUUUCACUAAAACCUUUAUAACCCUUUCACUUCACUGUAAUGUCCAGUAUACAGCAACCGACAGGUGCAUUUAUCUUCUGCUUAGAUCGAAAAAUGUAAAUAAAGCAUAACUUGGUCAUCGACAAUAUCAGUUGAUCCUAAAACUAAAUCUAUAAUCAACAAUAUAAUGUAAUACACUUCUCAACGACAGAUAAGGUCAUGAUGCACAGCCAUCUCCAGAAAAUAAAACAAAAUAAAAGUAAGGGUGCCCUUAAAAUGAAGAGGAAAUGUACGGAGUACACGGCCAAUAAGAGAUCAGUAUGAGUUAUCAUAACUAGGCCCCACAGCCAAUCACUGUUUUCUUACUAUCUGCUGACUUUUGCCUUAGCAUUGUUUUGAAACAAUACACAGAUAAGAAAAGUACAGUGGGGGUGGAGAUAAGUUGAAUAUUGUGGUGCAUUAAAAUUCCUGCUUUUUUAAAAUAAUUUGUUCACUGUGUAUUAAAACACUUACUAGCUGCCAUGGCUGAGGGGGAUGACGACCGGGGGACAGUGCGCACCAUACACGAGAGCAACUAUGCGGGUAUGGAGGAUAGCAAUGAAGAAGUAUGGACUGGCGCCGUACCCAUCUCCCCUCCUCCCCCUGACACACAACAAAAACUUCCCACCGGGCAUAGACCCUAAAGCAUUCAGAGACCUGCUCCGCCACAAGACACCUAGACUAUACCACCUCCUUGACAGGACUGACUGCAAGACACUACCGACCUUGCUAGACGGUAGCACUCCCACCCCCCUACAGACUCUUAAAUACAGACAACUACAGAGCUAUGUACACACCCUCCCAGGGGGCACUGCACGAACAAGGGCCCACACCACGUUCGAGCGACUGUGCAUAGACCCCGACCCCCAACCCCACGGGAUCUCUCUUAUCUACACCACGCUACAGAGGGAAACCCCGACGGAGACACCCAAGUUCAUGGGGACGUGGGAACAAACACUAGGCAAAACCUUCACGGAUGGAGAGUGGGAGAAGAUAUGCUACUUAACACACCACUGCUCAGUCUUCAGCAGGACCCAGGAAACUGCGUUCAAACUGCUGACAAACUGGUACUGCACUCCAAUCAUACUCCACGCCAUAGACCCAGACCACGCUGACCUUUGCUGGAGAUGCAGCAAAGAAGCCGGCACCAUGCUCCACCUCUGGUGGAGCUGUGAGGUCGUCCAACCCUUCUGGAAGGGUAUACAUGACUUACUCCAAACAUUUUCAGAUGCACCACCACCCUUUCUUCCGGAAGCCAUGCUCCUACACCACACGAAGACACCCAGAUCCCGCUAUAAAAACUCACUCACCAUUAGAAUCCUAAAUGUGGCCAAGCAAGUGCUCCCACAAUUCUGGAAGCAAACAUUGACACCCCCACUGACAGCAUGGUUCUCCAAAAUGGAAGAACUUGGAGCCAUAGAGGAACUCUACAUGAGCGCAAACACACCACACAAAUACCUGGAAAUAUGGACGCACUGGCUACUGACGACCAGUAAGACAGAUUUUAUGACUAGGAUCCAAUACGACAUGUAGACAGAGAGGCAGCAAGACAGCACAGACCGACGCCACGACAGACAAAAUAGACUGAGACAACCCGACAGCUACACGCCUACCCCAACAAAUAACCCAACUCCUAAACCCACCCAACACUGCACACAAACCAACACACCCUGGCACUGACACACGGCUCCAACAAAAUAUCACCCCUGUGGGACACACACGACCACAACACUGCACAAGAAACCGCAUACUUGACUAGACAAACAACACACAGAGACAAGCGGAAAAACAAGAAAGACAACAUACAGCCACCUCCUGGUGCACAAGUAGGACCAACAGGCCACAAUGCCAACCGUCUAAGCAGGCAUGGCAGACCAGAAUCAAGGAAACACAGCACUACACAUUGACACUGCCAACAGCACACGGAACAGCCAGAGAACGGACAUAUAGAACUAGGACUUACACAUGAGACAGAACCCAGCAAACACCAUACACAACCAAAACACAGGUCUCCGCACUACACACCUAUAGCAAACUACUACUUUGGGCUUACGUGCCACAGGAAAGCAGAGAGUUGAGAGACCUGCGUGUCUCCAGAAGUAUUGACUAUUCACAAAUAUUGAAACCUGCGAGUUUCGGAAUACACAAUUGAAAUGUUAUCGCAAACGGUCACAGACCUGAAACCUCCGAGUCUUAUUGUUACUCUUAUUCUCUGAAAACAAAAACAUAUUUACAAAACAAAAAAAAUAACACUUGCUAAAAGCACAUUUCAAUCAGACCGCCACUAGAGGAACUUCCUGGUUGCUAAUAGAUUUUUGGUCCCAUAACGGACGCUGGACAACCUUACACUCUGCAUGAGGACAUCAAGCGUCCGUUAAACCCUCAUAGGAAAGCAUUGAGGAAAGGGGGGACAAGACGGCUCCUGUAGUGUUACGAAUACAGGUUUGUAUUCCUAACACUAUAGAAUCCCUUUAAGCAUUAUUAACAAGAGGGGGAAAAAAUAAGCUUGAUGCAGAUACUGUCCUGUUAGUUUGAAGCCUUUCCGCUGCACCAUUGGCCCAUCGGCUUCUUUUGUCCAUUCUUGGAGACCUCCAGGCCACUUUUGACUGUUUCCGUCCCAUUCAGGCAUACUUGGCUAUGAUCUUUGACUCACUCAGUGGUUAUGGUUGUAAUGUAUGGGAUAUUGUAUUUUUUUCCCCACAGAUGAAGAUGGGAGAGUAACCAUUGGAAAGAUUUCCUUUAAUCCUAGAGACGUUCUUGGCCAUGGAGCAGAGGGCACCAUAGUUUACAGGUAUAUUGUGCUUCUUAAAAAAACUGAAUGUGUUCCAUGCAAACCCUUUUAAUAUCUGUAUAUUCCCUCAUACAGGCCUAGAAUUACUCACUAAUUUCCGAGCUUAGGUGUCAAGCCAUCCACACAAUUCAUAUUUUUAUAAAUGUAUUAUAGAAUUUGAUAUAUAAAGUUUUUAGUUUUUUUUUUGUUUUUUUUUGUUUUUUCUAAAAAAAGUGUUUACAAGAAAGGUAAUAGGGAGGAGUCGGGCAACUAUAGGCCAGUAAGCCUUACUUCAGUAGUGGGGAAAGUGAUGGAAACCAUAUUAAAGGAUAGGAUUGUUGAACAUCUAAAAACACAUGGAUUUCAAGAUCAGAGACAACAUGGGUUUACUUCAGGGAGAUCAUGCCAAACUAAUCUUAUUGAUUUUUUUGAUUGGGUAACUAAAAUUAUAGAUCAGGGUGGUGCAGUAGACAUUGCUUACCUAGAUUUCAGUAAGGCUUUUGCACUGUUGCACAUAAAAGGCUUCAAUAGAGGGACAAAGGUUUAAAAAUAAUAUCAGGAAGUAUUACUUUACUGAGAGGGUAGUGGAUGCAUGGAAUAGCCUUCCAGCUGAAGUGGUAGAGGUUAACACAGUAAAGGAGUUUAAGCAUGCGUGGGAUUGGCAUAAGGCUAUCCUAACUAUAAGAUAAGACUAGGGACUAAUGAAAGUAUUUAGAAAAUUGGGCAGACUAGAUGGGCCGAAUGGUUCUUAUCUGCAGUCACAUUCUAUGUUUCUAUGUUUCUAUCAAUAAACUGCAAUCUUUAAGUUUGGAUUCCAAUAUUGUUGAAUGGGUAAGGCAUUGGCUGAGUGACGGGCAACAGAGGGUUGUAGUUAAUGGAAUAUAUUCGAAGCUUGGGCUUGUCACCAGUGGGGUACCUCAGGGAUCUGUACUUGGACCCAUUCUCUUUAAUAUUUUUAUUAGUGAUUAUUGCAGAAGGUCUUGAUGGUAAGGUAUGUCUUUUUGUUGAUGAUACUAAGAUAUGUAACAGGGUUGAUGUUCCAGGAGGGAUAAGCCAAAUGGCAAAUGAUUUAGGUAAACUAGAAAGAUGGUCACAGUUGUGGCAACUGACAUUAAUGUGGAUAAGUGCAAGAUAAUGCAUCUUGGACAUAAAAACCCAAGGGAAGGGGGGGCGGAGCUUGCGGCCAACGAGGGUAGACGCCAUCUCAGCCAGCUCCCCGCAAUUCGCCUAAAACCCACCGAAAAUCGCGGGCAUCCUACCCCAUAAGGCGACGCAACCCGGCCGACCUACCUCACCGAGAGUUCCUGCAUCCGUCGAUGCCGUUCUUCCAGCCGCCCAGACAGGCAAAAAUAAAACGCAGGUCUGGGGCCUACUGCGCAACGCCAGCCUACAGCCUGGAUGACCUACUCGCAAUCGGCAGAGUGGGACACAGCCUGCAACUCCCAGACACCUCAUCCCCACAUCAAAUGCCAGCAAUGGGACGUCGGUCCCAAAAACCACACACAGCGGCAGAGUGCAGGGAUAUUGGCACCAUGCUGCAACGACCGGCGCCGGGCAAAACACCCUCCACAGAGGUACUGCAGCCUACACACAUUGAAGCCACGAGGCAGAGUGAUGAGGUAGGGAUCACACAAGCCCUGCAGACAGAUCAGGCCCCAUCCCAAGAGCCCUAUGAUGGCACAGCUCCCACUACCAAAGCUGAUUUAAAGGCACUGCUGGCAGACAUACACAAGGUCUGGGCUGCAGACCUCCAGCAAAUAAAAGCAGACAUACAGGCAGUCACAGGCCGAGUAACACAAGCUGAAACAAACAUCGGCAGCAUUAACUCUGACUUGACCACAAUUAAAGACACAGUUACUCAGCUCCAAGUGCACCAAUCAGCCUUGUCGCUCAGGCUGACGGCCUUUGAAGACAGACUACGCCGCAACCAUGUUAAGAUAAGGGGAGUCCCUGCUAACAUUAGCGCAGAUGAACUACCACACUAUGCCAGGCGAUUGAUGGCGACCAUCUUACCUCACCCAGUGACCAGGAAAUUAACCAUCGAAGGAACAUUUCGACUACCAGGCUCACCCAUGGCAAAACCAGGCCAAAUGCAAGACGUCAUACUCCGCUGCGCCACCUCUCAGGAUAAGGCCCAAAUUAUGCUAGCCCUGAAGGGUAAAACACCGCUGUCCUUUGAAGGCGCCUCUCUAACCUUCUACCAGGACCUCACACGAGCCACACUGCAAUGGCGCAAAUCAUUGGCACCGAUCACUUCCCAACUCAGAACAGCUGGGGUGACAUACAGAUGGGGCCCCCCUGGAACGCUGUAUGCUACGCAUAACGGGACUGUCCACACACUAGAAGCAGGGGCAGAUAUACCCUCUUUCCUUGCAUCACUAGGCAUAGCAGGCCAGACCGUAAGAACACAAGACAAACCAUCCAAAGCCUGGGACCCAGUGAACACGGCCAUAUUCACACCGAGAGCCGCCACAUCACGGGAAACGGAGCCUUAGCAGGACUGAACACUAAAUACUUAAACGCAACUCGACAAGACAGCCGAACACCCCAACAAAGCCCUACUGUUUAAAAUGUGUUCAACGCUUAGCAUUAAUGCUUCAGUUUAUGUUUUUAAACUACACGACGGCUAGUCAUGAAAACCCGAAUUUGGGUUGACAAUUACACGACCGAGAUGGCGAUUACCCCCCAUAAUCCCCAACAAAUACCCCCCUCAGGAGUGGGCGAAAUACACAAUGGAGCGUAUAUACCCACACCCUCACUCUCUUCCCUACACUAGUUAUACACUAACCCUCAGGCACAAGACCUACCAACUCACCUGAUGCUCACUAGGCAACCCUGAUACCACACACCCUGGCAACCAGCUCAGUAUAGAGCCUACUCAGUCAGAUGCAAAACGUGACCUACUCACAGAGAAGCAACAUACACAAUACUCCCGAACCCUUAAGUGACAAUCCCCCCCCCCCCAAGGGAUCACUAUAUGGCACCUACACAGGGCUUCUUCAGCCUGAACUAACUUAAGAUGAUGAAAAGCAAAAUCUCCUCCUCAUGCGCCUAGACCAUCUCAGACAAAACGCUAACCUACACCCAAUCAAACUAGGCAUACUUGUCUAACACAUACAAUCUAUCUAUGAGAUGCAAAUCUCAUAUAGGAGAUUACUUAACUUAGCUUGUUCAUACAACUCAUUAAAUGUAAAAAUGUGCAAGUUUUAACGCAUAACUUACCUAUGUUCAAAUAAUAAUGCGCUUGUGGAAGCUGUUGUGGCUAUACAAGCACUGCUGUAAACCCAUGCACAACAAAAAUAAAGAAUAAAAAAAAACCCAAGGGAAGAGUACAGCAUAUUUGAUAGAGUCCUAACCUCAACAUCUGAGGAAAGGGAUUUAGGGGUGAUUAUUUCUGAUGACUUAAAGGUAGGCAGGCAAUGUAAUAGAGCAGCAGGAAAUGCUAGCAGAAUGCUUGGUUGUAUAGGGAGAGGUAUUAGCAGUAGAAAGAGGGAAGUGCUCAUGCCAUUGUACAGAACACUGGUGAGACCUCACUUGGAGUAUUGUACACAGUACUGGAGACCGUAUCUUCAGAAGGAUAUUGAUACCUUAGAGAGGGUUCAGAGAAGGGCUACUAAACUGGUUCAUGGAUUGCAGGAUAAAACUUACCAGGAAAGGUUAAAGGAUCUUAACAUGUAUAGCUUGGAGGAAAGACGAGACAGGGGGGAUAUGAUAGAAACAUUUAAAUAUAUAAAGGGAAUCAACACAGUAAAGGAGGAGACUAUAUUUAAAAGAAGAAAAACUACCACAACAAGAGGACAUAGUCUUAAAUUAGAGGGACAAAGGUUUAAAAAAUAAUAUCAGGAAGUAUUACUUUACUGAGAGGGUAGUGGAUGCAUGGAAUAGCCUUCCAGCUGAAGUGGUAGAGGUUAACACAGUAAAGGAGUUUAAGCAUGCGUGGGAUAGGCAUAAGGCUAUCCUAACUAUAAGAUAAGGCCAGGGACUAAUGAAAGUAUUUAGAAAAUUGGGCAGACUAGAUGGGCCGAAUGGUUCUUAUCUGCCGUCUCAUUCUAUGUUUAUCACCUUAAAUAAAUUAAAAUUGACUCUUCAUGCCUGGGCAUUUAACAAAUUCCUUUUACUUUCCCCUACAGAGGCCAGUUUGAUAAUCGAGAUGUGGCGGUGAAGAGAAUUCUCCCAGAGUGCUUCAGUUUUGCAGACCGGGAGGUGCAGCUGCUCAGAGAGUCUGAUGAGUAUCCGAACGUAAUCCGCUAUUUCUGCACGGAGAAAGAUCGCCAGUUCCAGUACAUCGCCAUCGAGCUGUGCUCUGCCACCCUGCAAGAGGUCAGAGCUCGCUGCACAAAUAUUUUGGAUUUGAUUUCUACAAUGCAGGAUGCUUAGAAAAUUGUACAUCUUUAAAGCAGACAGAGAGCAAACAUAUGUCAUCUUUUUUUUUUUUAUCUUCGUUGACCGAGGUUUAAAUUCUACCGGUAUUUGGAUUAUGUGAAAAUUAGAAGCAGCUGGAAUUCAGAUGAGUUCAUUUUUAUUUUUGCUGCAGUUAAAUACAGAAUAGUCCACUUUUUUGUUGCCUGUUAGCAAGAUGUGACUGCCCAUUGAUCUAAUCUAGUGACUGUUAUUGGAUACUGUAUCCCGUGUUCUAAUAAAAGCUGACUGACUAAUCAAAACGGUGAGCUCCUUCCCCUCCUAAAUUUUUUUUUUUUUUUUCUCUCUGUAUUAGUAUGUGGAAGAGAAGGAUUUUGACCGUCAUGGUUUGGAGCCGAUAGCUCUCCUGGAGCAGACGGUGUCUGGACUUGCAUACUUGCAUUCUCUAAACAUUGGUAAGAACUACCGUAUUUUGAACAGACAGUGUUUUUUGUUUCUGGUUCUGAUCCAGGAACCAUUCUCAAAUCUUGUCCGUAGUUCAUAUUUCUGUGACAAUAACCUUUUUUUUAAAGUAAAAAAAAAAAAAAAAAAACCUCUCUUUGCAAAUUUCGCAACUUUUCUUAAGUAAAAUCCCUCAUACGCUCUCUCACCAAUAUUUCUUAUAAUAGACUCUUUUUCCUUCUUUAAAUUUUAUGUGAUAAAUUCUAAACAAUUUAAAGUGCAUUCCAAACAUUAAUUCAAAGUACUAAAUCUAAAUACGUGUUAAGUGCUGAUUUAUUAAUCAAAGAACCGCCCCUACUUUUACCAUUAUUUAUUUUACAAUUAUUUCUUCCUAAGUAGAAAGUCCCUCAUAUUCUCUCACCAAUAUUUCCUAUAAUCAACUCCUCCCCCCCCUUUUCCCUUUAAAUUAUGUGCUAUAAAUUAUUUACCGUGUAACGUGCAUUCCAAAUCUAUCCUUCUAAAUGCUAAAUUUAAAUGCGUGUUAAAUGCUAAUUUAGUCAUCAUGCAAAAACUGCCAUUUUUUUAUUCCAUUUUCCUUCGUUACAUUAUUUACGCUUACAAAAAUUAUUUUAAGGUAGUUUCCUUCUGAGUAAUAGGCUUAUAUACCCAUGCAAGGUGACCGUAUUGUGCGCAACAAAUUCACAUAAGGGGAAAAGAAAAAAAAACAAUAAAAAAACAACAAAAAAAACCCCACUUACUGCAUUCAAGAGAGGGGAGCAUGACUUUGAUAUCCAUAUUCAAUCCUAAUUUUUUUUUUUCAAUGUUUGACCCUCAGUGCACAGAGAUCUAAAGCCUCACAACAUCCUGAUUUCGAUGCCCAAUGCUCACGGUAAAGUGAAAGCCAUGAUCUCCGAUUUCGGCCUGUGUAAGAAGUUAGCUGUUGGAAGGAACAGUUUUAGCCGGCGAUCUGGUAUUCCUGGGACAGAAGGCUGGAUCGCACCAGAGAUACUUAGCGAAGAUUUCAAAGACAACCCUGUAAGUUCUCUCUGAAUAUCCCUGUGACAAGGAUAUAGUCACAUACAUACAGAGCAUAUGUUGUUAUCUCCCGGAAUGCAGCUCCAUGUUUUUGUUAUGAACGUUGUUUGAUCUGAAUAAAUGAAAUGACGAAGGUUUCAUUACAGACCUACACAGUGGACAUCUUCUCAGCUGGCUGCGUGUUCUAUUACGUGGUGUCAGAAGGGAAGCACCCAUUUGGCAAGUCCCUGCAGCGGCAAGCCAACAUCCUCCUAGGUGCUUACAGCUUGGACUGUUUGAAUCUAGACAAACACGGUGAGUGGGGUGUAUUCUAUACAUGGAAACUGUACAUGUCUUCUGGAAUCAUAACAAAUAGCUACAAUGUCCUGGCUUAUUUCCUAUUGUUAUGAAUGUAGUUGUCAUGGUAACUGUAUAAUAAAAGUAGGUUAUGUCAGAUAAAGUAUGGAUUCAUAGAGCAAUUAAGUGGUAUAUACAGCAUACUUCUGUUUUUUUUCUUUUUUCAACUAACAAAGGUUUAAGAGAUAAUUGAAUGACUUUUCAACUCUAAAAGUUAAGAUAUUUAUUGGUGACCUUAAUAGUUUCAUAUAGGAAUGCAGUCUACAUUCUAAAUAAGCACUUAUUAUCUGUCUGCUGAGACACGCAUAUCAGGACCCGUUUUUACAUUUACAAUUAUAUUGCUUUUUAAGUUUUCUCACCUGGGGGGGGUGUGUAUCCGCUUUAGAGCAGUUGUUUUUAGACACUAAUUCAAAGGCCUCUCUAUAGCAUAUAGACCUUUUUUGGAGAUCGUAUUUUUAGUGAUACAGAAUGGUUUGAGAGAGCGCACCCUGACUCCAAAAAAAUAGGACCGAUUACAAACAGUUACAGACAGAUACCAAACAUCUUCGUUGCUCCACAAGGGGAAUCACAGCAAAUAUAUAUAUUUUUGGUUGGAUCCCAUACUUCUGGGUCUUUCAGACUGUGCUCAGAGCCUCUGCACUAUCUUAAUUUUUCAUUAUUCCUAGGGGGAAGAGAGAGAUUUACCUGAUGUAUUCUCUCUGGUGCAUCAGUCUUCUGGUUCAUGGUCAUCUUCACCUACUGGCAGAACAUGCCGGGUUGCUCGUAUGCACAUAAUCUAAAUUGCAGUCAGUCGAAUCCUGUGAUGUUGUCCUUCAGACGUAGCAAGUAAUGGAGGAGGUGGAAGUUGAUUGAAGUGCCUUUCGCAACUUACUGACAAAAAAAAAAAGUGUUUCUACAUUAAACAAGGCUCCUUCAAACAAUGUAUUUUUGCCCGCUCUCAAACUUCUCAUAUUGUCUGUUUUUGCUUCAGUGUGUUUGCUUAGGGUCUGUUAUAAAAGGUAAUUUUAAAUGUGGACCUCAUGCUCAUUGUGCCUAGAGGGAUAUCUGGUAACCUCGCUGAUGAGGCUCAACGAAGGCUAAAAUAAUUGUCUGAGGUUGCUGUAUCUCUCAUGCAGUGGGAAGCAUUUAACAUCUGAACUGCUCUUAUGGGCAGAAUUAGUCUAUGUAAAUGGUAUAGGUUCACUAUGUAAUGGCACAGGUAAGCAAAAAUGGAGACCUGAGCGGGGGGAUUUACUGAAGGGCAAGGUACUGUGUCUAUCUAAGCUUUUAAAAGUUCUCAUAGUCUCUGUUUUUGCUAAAAUACCAAUGUAGUCGAUAGAAUCUUUAUGAAAAGCUCAUAUCUUACUGAAUGCUCAAAUGUAGGGGUGCUGGGCUUGACAGUACUGGACGGACGUGCCUUGCAUGAGCUCUGUGCCAAAGUUCCCAAUAACCGUUCUUUUAAGCUAAUACUCCCUAACUAAAGGCAAGCUGUCAUCGGGAGAUCGUUAGGAACUUACCUGGCAUUACAAGCAUGAUUUCCACCUACUGAAAGUACACUCCAUGGCAAAAGCAAGAAUUGGCAUUGUGGCUUGCAAUCGUUUCGCCCUACAUUCUUUGUAACAGAGAGACAUUUGACGUAACCCCCACUCCACUGCUAAUGGGGGAUAUUCCUGUGCCCCCAACCACUAGCAAUCAAAACCGCAUACAUCUUUGGACCAAAAGCAUCCAAUAUGCAGGCAGGUCAGCACGGAGUGCCCACCAAUAUCGCAGAUGCCGUGUGUCAGCUCACAGCUGACACCCUGUAUAGGCUGUACUUGCAAGUACCAGCAUGACUCACAGGGGCUACACGCUCCUCUAACCCAGCAGCAUCCGCUGCACUCCUGGGGUAGUUGGCUACCACCUGUAAGACCACAAGCCCCUGCUCGACCAGCAUGACCUACAGUGGCCAGACAUGCUGCACCAACCACCAGACUGACCUACUUAACCCCUACCUCAUUCAAAGGUAAACCUCCCCCCCCUCCCUCCAUCAAGCAGACCCUCAUCUGCUCCAAUACGUUGCCUAUGGGAAUAUUCUCAGCUGUUGCAGUUCAUUCCGGAUUGGACCCCCUCGGUGCUCCUGCUAUCAGCAAGCAUAACCAUGUAACCCGAGGCAACACCAUGAUUUGGUUUGUAAAUCUCUGUUCCCCUGUACCCAAAUUGCCUCUCAUAUCCCAACUGACACCAUAAUACCUACACACAAUGCGUGCUCAAACUACACGAACGGUGUUGCUAUCCGUUGUUACAUCGAUAACUUUGCCCAUUGUAAAUGAGUGCAUUGCAUGAAUCAUAAGGUCAAGUCUACUAUAGAGCCAAUUUAUUGUCAAGUUUAUUGCACGCUUAAAGCAGACCUCUAAAAGCACAUACCUUUGUACCCUGUAUUGCACGCAAAGAACCCCCAUGUACUGACGUUGAAAAACAAAGAUUGUCAAACACAAAACAAAUAACAAUAAAAUAUGAUACGAUAUCAGUUCUCAGCAUAGACAAGUUCCCUGGACAUAUAGUAGCCUAACACUCCGCUUGCUUAGUAUUUAUCCACCGAUAGAAUGUUUAACGUGCUAUACGUAUCUAGACAUCUUGUCUGUUACUUAUCUUUCCCUUCCAAAAAAAGAGAGAGAUCUUUCUUAUCCUGAAUUAUAUGUGACUUAGAAUGUACAUUACCUGUUUAUGCCAAGCUGAUAUAUUUUGAUGUCAUGUUUAUCUUGCUGACAACUCAAUAAAAGAAAUAUGGACAUCUGUAAGGCAUUCAUUUUCCUUUAAAUGAGUUUUUAUUUUUUAAUAAAUGUCUUUCUCUUUCUGAGGAGGCUGUGCUUACAUGAGCAGAUUUUGGAUGCUUGUAUGUAAUGUGCUCUCUCAUUUUACCAUAACAUGGUGGUUACAGUUUGGCAUCUCUGCUUAGGACAUGAUCUGUCUGUCGGAGGAGUGCUGGUUAUCAUGUAAUUAAGUGGCAAGAAUGAAAACCUGUUCGGCACUCUUCCCUUCUUGAGUCUGUGUGUUUUUUGUUUUGAUUCAUUUAGAAUGGAUGUCAUCUCGGAUCUGUCAGAUUACAUUUAUUUCUAAUAUUUGAAGGUUUAACCUUAUCUCUGAGCUUAACUGGAUAUUUUGAAUAGACUCUGUAAUAUGAAUCUGUCCAGAUGAUUCUUUCUUGAGAAAAAUAACAUUUCUCAUUACGUGUCUUUUUUAGAAGAUCUAAUUGCUCAUCAACUCAUUGAGCAAAUGAUUAAUAAAGAUCCACCGACACGCCCGUCAGCAGAGAGCGUCCUAAAACAUCCAUUUUUCUGGAAUCUGGAAAAGCAACUCCAGUUUUUUCAGGUUAGUAAUUCAAUAAGGCAGCCUUACAGCACACUUGGUUUGCAGGGUUGUGAUAUUAUGAUUGGUACCCUUCUAUUCCUGCAGGAUGUCAGUGACCGGAUAGAGAAAGAAGCUCUUGACGGCCCCAUAGUGAAACAGCUGGAGAAGGGAGGACGACAGGUGGUAAAAAUGGAUUGGCGAGAACAGAUCACUGUGCCUCUUCAAACAGGUAUUUCUAACUUUACGGACACUGUGACAAGUUGGCAAAUCUGUGGAUGAGCAUACAAUGUCGUACGCACUAGUUUACAGUUAAAUUAACACUGCACUUAUUACAACAACUUAAAGGGACACCAUAGUAACCAGAACAACUACAGCUUAUUGUAUCUGUUCUGAUUUUGCAUGCAUUUGAUUCAAUUUAUCUUAUGAGGAGAUGCUGAUUGGCUGAUUGGCCAGGGCUGUGUUUGACUUGUGCUGGCUAUGCCCCUGAUCUGCCUCCUUGACAAUAUCAGCCAAUCCAAUUCAUUCCUAUGUGAAAGCAUUGUGAUUGGCUCAGAUCGCCACGUCAGAUGACAUCAGCCAAGAAGGCAGAUAACAAAAUACCAAUCUUUCCCAUUUUGUUUUUUCAAACUCAGAUCUCAGAAAAUUCCGCAGUUACAAAGGAAGAUCCGUCCGAGAUCUGCUCCGAGCUUUAAGAAACAAGGUAAAGGCUUUGUCUGCUAAUCCAUGCAUUUCAUUGGAGAUCAGUACAGGAGUUUGGCGGUAUACUAUCUUUUUUUUUUUCUUAUGUUAACACUUAAGGAAGAUUGGAUUAAUACCACUGUUUAGGCAGCUUACUUCUCCUAGUUAGUAGCUUGUAAGAUACAAAAUGAAAGGGAUUAGUCAAAAUUGGCAGUCAUUCACUAAAGUAAGAAUUUCUGGGAAUUCAACUUGAACUGUAAAGCUUUGGCCAAAAUAACUAAAUUAGAAAAACUCUCCAAGUCAGCUCUGUUUUCAGUUUGACUAUUUUGGCCUUAUAUUUGGUCAAGGUGCUUUUGACUUUGGUGUAAAACACAGAUUUUGGCUGCUACAGGACACCGUUCUGCCACUCUCAUGAUAAUGAUGGUUGCUGGAAUUGCUUUUCAGCCACUGGCCUAUUACACCCAGUCUGUAGCAGGGGUAUAAACCAUUACUUUGUUUCUAAUCUUAAAGUAACACUUCAAACAUCAUAACAACUAAAUAUUGAUGAGAUUGCUCAAAAUCACCAAGUGUGUGUCACUCCAAACCACACAAAGUACAACAGACAGAAUACAUACAAUAAUAUGGUGAGAGCAAAACAAGUGGUGAAUAAAAUGUAUAAAACAUGGUAAAAUUGCAUGUUUUAUAAAUUUCAUUCACAGUUGUUUUUUUCACCACUUGUUUUGCCCUCACCAUAGUAUUGUAUAUAACAACUACAUCUAACUGCAGUAGUUAUGGUGCCAGGAGUGUUUUUCUAAUUUGUUCAAAGCCACCAUUUAUGCUGCUUGCUGUAAUCCUUUGCUCAUGAUAUCCAUCUGUGAAUAAUUGUGUCAAGAUGAAAACUAACAAUUGAAAAAAAAAUAUUGUAGAGGGGAGACAUCCAGCACUUUUCAGAAUCACAUCUUUGAAAUUUGUUUUAUUCACAGAAACAUCACUACAGAGAACUGCCCGCGGAGGUGCAAGAGACUUUGGGGUCUGUCCCUGAUGAAUUUGUGCGCUACUUUACCUCCCGUUUCCCCAGCCUCCUGCUCCACACCUAUCUGGCAAUGAAGAUGUGCCGUGAAGAGAGACUAUUUCGAACUUAUUAUCACCCCAGCCCCCCAGAACAUUUGACCAACACUGCGUGUCCAGAUGUAGCGUGAAAGACCAUGAAUGCGAUUUUCUAAUAAUUUGGGAUCUGGCUGGCGUAGGCUUAAGCCUAGGGACCUCACAAAGUGCCUUUUCAGUUGCUGAAAUGGAGACAAUGAUGAAGACCUGAACUUUGAAGCACAGGUGGAGGAUAAGUGACUUGGUAUUAAGGUUUAUUGCACUAUAGCUUUCUUCCUGUCCGGUGCGCUUUGGAAGCAUUGUAGGUUUGCUGUAAAACAGAUUGUGUCCACAGUCGCCAUUUUUCAUGGUGGCUGCAGCGGGAUAUGACUGGUCUGUGUCCCCAGCAGGAAAAAGAUACUGUGACCUUUAAUCGAAGGCCUUAUCAAUUGAUGUAAUAUUUAAUUUUUUUUAUAAGAGUAAUUGUUAUUGUCUGGAACGGUUUUAUCUAUAAAUGUAAGGUUAUAUCUUGCAUAUCAUCAUGAAAGUUUUGUUACACAAACUGUUCUAUUUUGUUUUCUCCCUUUUGGCACUGAGCAGUAUUCUUAUUUCACUGUAUUAGUUACAGUCCAAGGACAAUCUGGACAAAAUUCAGAUUUUUUAAAAUUUUCUAGUUUUCCCAAGAACACUCUUCACCCUGAGCUGGUUUGGAAAAGGACCUAAUGAGUAUUCAUUACAGAGUAGCUUAGCGUACGUUCCCGUAUAUGAAGUAUUGGGUUCUAGAAGGCCAGAAAUAACUAGUCAAAGUAUUUAAAGACUGGAAAUAUUUAUAGUUUUUUAAUGAAAUAUGAUAAAUAGAUUACAGUACAGGGGCCAUUGUAUGUAUGCCUGUCGGGAAUUUUAUGUUCUUUUUAAGAAAAGGGAAAAAAAAAAGUUAAACAUUUUUAAAAAAAAUUUUUUUACUUGUACUGGAAUGGGAUAAUCCAGCUGUACCUUAUGUAGGAUUUAUUUGUAUUUUUUAUAAUGGUUGGGGCUCUAUUUAUACUUAUUUCAGUUUAACCACCAGCUUUUAAUCCACACAUCGUCUGAUGUUGCUGAUUUGUGGGUACGGCUAUUUUUUUUGAAGGUACAACUGGUUUGUGGGUAUUGCUUUGUGGGUUGUAUAGAUAUUGCUGAAGAUCCUAGUGAAGUUUGUUUCCAUUACAUUCUCUCCCCUUUUGGAAAAUGUACAACAUUUUCCAAACCAGCCCAAGUGAUGGGUAUUGUUAAAAUUUUAAUGUCAAAGGUUUAUGAACUUGACCCAGUGUAAGAAAAUGAACACAAAAUUGUGAAUCCCAAUUUACUAUACGUCUAAUGAGGUAGACAAAUCUUAAAUAAACUGAAAUUUUUCUAAACGUUUUUUGGACUGUCUGAGCUUUACUAUUGACAAUGUAUUUGUAAGAAAGCUACGUGUAAAACAGUCUGUCAUUCUAUAAGUAAAACCCC